GCCCACUGCACGCGGUGUAGUAUGAAACAUUGCAGUGGCGUUUGUUGGUCGUGUGUGUGUAGACCUGAAAGUCAUCCGAGACAAAACAAGACGGCAUAUCUCCGGAACGAGUACUUUCAUAAGGGGGACAUUAUAUACAACGUGAGGUUACCAUCUUCAUCUUAGUUGAUCGUCAUAAGGUGAAAUUGUCGGGAACAAGCUGUGUUCAAACAAAGAGGGCGUGUGAUCUUACAAGACCAGCUGAUUUUAUGUGACCUUUCAAGACAUCAAUAUGACACUCUUGCAGCAUAAAGACUGUCGCGAUUAUGACACAAACCUGGCGGCAGAAUGCCUUGUCGCGAUGUCAAAUUCAUGUUUUAACCCACGAUCAGACGACACAGCGGCUGUGUCAGUUGAAUGUGAGGAGAGAGUUGCCACAACAACGGACGCUUCGAGAAGUCAGCCUGAGUCUUUGUUCAUGUUGGCGAGAAUUCUAGCUGAUCUGAGUAAAUUCAAGCAAGACCCAAUUGACAAUGAUUACGAUAGUGACGAACUUUGUAGAAUUAACUCCAGUAAUCAUCACAACACAUUUGACAUUUGUCAAAAUGUUUCCGCGCAGCGUAAACGAGUGCGACGGCGAAGAGCUAACUCGACCACGCCUACUUUGAGUGGAAGUGACUGGGAGGGGAAGAAAGGAGACCAACUUGGGAAAGACAUGUCAGCAGCGGUUAAGAAGCUUCACAAAUGUCACUAUCUGGGAUGUGAGAAAGUGUAUGGCAAAAGUUCCCAUCUCAAGGCCCAUCUUAGAACUCAUACAGGCGAGCGGCCAUUCCCAUGUACUUGGUAUGGAUGUGAGAAACGCUUUGCCCGAUCAGAUGAACUUGCACGACACAUACGCACACACACAGGUGAAAAGAAGUUCUCAUGUCCAAUCUGUGAAAAACGCUUUAUGCGUAGUGACCAUUUGAACAAACAUGCUCGGCGCCACCCUGAGUUUGAACCUGGAAUGCUCAAGAAACGACCCCAACCUAAAAUAGAUAUCAACAGUGAUGGAAUAUCUGACCGGUCCAGUCCAGGGGCAUCGCCGUAAUUCUCUCCCCCCUCAGGACAUGGAGCCUCUAAGGCCUGGCCAGCAUGGACAACGUCACUACACUGAGAUCUUUCUGUUAUGGCCAACCCCUCUGUGUCAAGAAAGGGUUGAAAACUUGAACAGAUUCACAUGACAUGAAGAUGUAACUUCCUUGUCAGGAAGAGCAUGUCCAGUCUGUAUGUGUACUUAAUGUGUCUCUGACUGUUAUGACUUAGCUGAAGUUUUCCCUGUGUGGAGACACACCUCUAUAGUGCUAGCUCAUGUGCUGUGUUCAUCCCACAAAGUGUGCCUUCACACAUCAGUACUGUAUCUUGGUGCAGACCUUCCAUGAAACAUCCAUGGUCUCUAUCUGCAUUGCAUCACGUUACAUUGCAAGCAAAUAUUGAUCAGCUGAUAUUAGUAAAUUGGUCACCAGGCUUUGCAUUUCAGUCACUCAGCCUAAAAUAAUCAAAGAAGAUGGUGGCACUCCAAAUGACUUGAUAAACAAUGCAUUGAUUUGAUGUCUUUAAAAAAAUAUUUUUUUACGCAUAUUUAAUUUCCAAACUCCUGAAAGUUACUUUCAUUUUGGUCUUUUCACAGUGUAUCAAACACAACAGUUGAAGCCAUUUUGAAAUUGUACGUAUUUUCAAAUAAAUUAAAAACAAUAGUUUUCACUUGUUUCCGUUUAUGUUAAUUGUUAUUUUUCUGUCCCUGAAUAACUGUUAUUGAUGUCACAUUUUGAAAAUAACAUAGGAUUGAUAAAAGUUAGCUGUUAGCUUCCUCUCACUUCCAUAUUGGUAGUGACUGUGCAGUGAGAUGACUGCGAACAUUCUACACUGUUGAGAUGGUAGUUAUUGAAGUGUAAAGUGUACAUACAAACCUAUAUCCUAUAGUUGCUUUCAUAACCUACGUGUGAUGAUCCAUGUUUGUGAUGAUUGGUGGUGUUUGUUGCAUAUUAUUUGUUGUACAUAUAUCCAAGUUGGCAAACUACAAACCUGGUACAAUAUUUCAUACUUUCAACUAGUAUUUUCCAGACAUGGAAUGGCUGAUGGUUUUUGAGAACCAAAGAAAUGGUGCUUUUUGAAAUUUAUUGGAUCUGAAUUUGUUUUAAUGAAACAUGAAUUUUCCAUGAGAAAACAACAUUCAUUAGAAAUCAUUUCUCCUACAGGGAGUAUUUCAUUCAUUCAUGAGAAAAGAAUGGUUCGCAUUUCUUCUUUAUUUGUUGUUACAUGUCUUUCAAAGUAUUCCAACGAAAUCCACAUGAAGUUGCUGGGAAUGCAGCGUAUAACUUACUUGGUCAAAGGGAGAUAACUCUUUUGUUUGGAAGCACCCUGUUUGUUUCUGUUCUCCCGAACUUCAAGCAAUUAUCUUUCAUGAAAAUUAGUUUGCAUUACAUAUGAAUGAUUUUCAGCAACAUAUGUUUGAAGAUUCAAACCAUAAGGUUAGUAUGCGAUCUUCAUGAAGUGUUAAUAUGAUGAAGAAUAGCUUGAGAUAAAUAUAUUGUUUAAAAUGUUAAAGAAUUUAUUGAGAGUUUAUCACAAAGUUGAGAUUGCUUCCAUGAGUAAGUCUUUCCGUCUUAUAAUGUAUAUAUUGAAGUGUUACCUGAAAUGGUCUUUUGUUAAAUAUCACCAAAAGAUAUCUUGCACCAUGGACAAAGUCUACAGAUGAAGUCAUAGAAUUUGGUUCGUAGUUUUUCUUCAAGGACGCUUGUGAGUGACAUUUAGUACUUCAGAUGGUAAUUUGUCAGUCAGGGUCGAAAAUGAUAUGUAUGAUCCUGAAGUCAAUGAUUGAAAUAGGUUUGUUUUCCCUCUCCCUUAUCCUGUAUUUGUAAUGUCAAAACAUCACUGAUUGUCUUCAGACAUUUGGUGCAAGGAAAGUAAAAUAUAUGAGUGAGACAUGUUCGGUGUGCCAUAUCAGCUGUCUUAUCUUGAGAAUGAUAGUAUGUGGGUCUAAUUUGGUCAUUAAGGAUAACCAUAGGUUUUGCCCCUUUUCCUAAUGACAAGGCAAAUAAAAGGAGCUUCAAUUUGGCCUUGUCCACUGAUAAACACAUACGAGAUUGGAAGUACUUAUGUUGCUGUUCCAUAUAUGUUUAAUUGUGUAUUAUAUCGUUACCAACAGUAUGGUUCUGUGUGUGAUGUGUGUCUGCUACAGAUACAUGACUAUUGUUGCAUGUCAUGACAUUCCUUCUGAUCUCCAUUUUGGACUUCCACCACCGCCACCAGACUGUCACUUUCAUACUCUGCACACAUGCAUUCAUCAUGAUACACACACAGCUGAUGCCGCAGCUUUCAUCCUGUAUAUUUUAGCAAAAAGUGAAGUGAUAUUUUCGUUUUAGUUCUUCAUAGUCAUUCUCAAGUAUGUUUUAGACAUCAAUUUUGUGCACUACCAUUUUCUAUGUAUUCUGCUAUUCUGUCACUUUUCCUCCCCUUACUGCAUACUGUUUUCCUGAGUUCACAUUUCUUUCCUUGGGACACCCUCCCUCAAGCCGUAAUCAUAAAAUGUUUCAUGAAUAGUCUGUUUCUGUUAAUUCCUGGAUCUAAUGAUCCUUGACAAGUUUACAUUUAAUUGUUAAACAACUGACUGAUCUUGUGACUGGCAUUCAUUGUGUGACAAGAUGAUUUACACAUCCAAGAAUACUUUGACAGUCUUUGGUUUGUGAUUUGGACUGUAUAGAUAGUUAACCAGAUGUUGACACACGUUAACCCUUAUAGAUGACAUGGGUCACAGUGUGAGCACAGCUGGAUACUGAAAACUGUUUAUAACACAUCUUAGGAACAGGUAAAUGUUUGCUUUGUUUUAAGUGAAUAUAUCUGUAUUGCUUCUUUUAACUUCAUUAAAAUUCAUCACUGAUUUCCCAUUUAGCUGAAACAUUACGUUCUAUGUCAUUCCACAUGCUAUCACAAUCUCUAUACAACUCUUUAGUUUUAAUCCAGUCAGAUGUUUUCAACCCAUUUCAUUUUGCUUGUAUAAUCUGAAUUGUGUUGAUAUUGUAAUUUUUGUUUACAAGUAUAUUUCAGUUUGAGCUGUAUAUUGUCUACAAGUUUGCUGUUUUUAGUUAACCUGGGAAGCUAUGUACUCACUGGAAUGUUCUGGAGUGACCAACAUACUGGCUUAAGGGUCCAGGGCCCCGUUCCUCAAAGCGGUCUUAGCGCUACGAUGAUCGUAAGCCUAUGUUAAAGAAUGAGACUUACGAUCACCUUAGCGCUAAGAUCGCUUUGAGGAACAGGGCCCAGGGUGCCGUUGUACAAAGCGAUCUUAGCGCUACGAUGAUCGUAAGCCUAUGUUAAAGAAUGAGACUUACGAUCACCUUAGCGCUAAGAUCGCUUUGGGGGACAGGGUCCAGUACAGCGAAUAUGCAUUUAUCAAAACUUGAAAAAGGAAUCCCUGGGUAUCUCUUUCAUCUCCCUGUAAAAUAUAUUUUAGAAGGAGGUGGAGGGCAAAACUUACAAAAUCCACCUUUCAGAUGUUUGGAUAAUCUGUUGCGAAGUAUGUGAAGAAUGUAGUACACAGUUUGCUCAUUGCAUACAUAAUUUAUUGUAUAUGAAAACUUGCCAAAGAAGGAAUCUGUACUCAGUAGCAGGACUAACUUAUUUAUUGCAUGGUUGUAAAUGACAGGCAGUUAUUUCUACAAUUAUUUACCACAUGAAUAUAAUUUGAUAUCAUUUCAAGCAGUUUGAUAUGCAAGAUACAUAUGCUGCUGUUAAUAUUUGCUUCAGCAUUUCUGCUGAUACAGGAAAUCUUUGUAUUGGUGAGUUUUCACUUGAAUGGAUUGUGAUUACAACUCAGGAUAUUUAAUUGAAUAUUUAUUGAUACCUUUCUGUUAAUUUUGAAGAAAUUGGAUCUUUGCUAUUGAUAUAACUUGGUCCUUACAGAUAGUGUGGAAAAUAUUCUUUAAACGGUUUAAUUAUUGUGGAAAUAAUCAACCUGAUUCAGCUGGGAGGAAAGACAAAACAUUGUGCCAGGGGAGGCAUGAAUAUUCUAAAGUUUUGUCAGAACAUACAAUGUCAUUUUGAAUUUGUUUCAAAUAAACACUGUGAAUGGAAGGAAUGUAGUACCUGUCUGUUGAAGGUAAAAUAAACAUUGUAUAUCUACAGCA
Molecule: messenger RNA, 5144 nt
Organism: Haliotis rufescens (red abalone)
Lineage: Eukaryota; Metazoa; Mollusca; Gastropoda; Lepetellida; Haliotidae
Product: Krueppel-like factor 13
Exons: 3
Coding region: 272-1069 (265 amino acids)
Biological process (GO): regulation of transcription by RNA polymerase II
Molecular function (GO): DNA-binding transcription factor activity, RNA polymerase II-specific; RNA polymerase II cis-regulatory region sequence-specific DNA binding
Source: RefSeq, a predicted model, not a curated record